CCUAGGUGCAGUACACAAGGUGACACAAGGGCAGUACACUGAAUUCGUUGGUGCAGUGUAAUUCCGAAGGUUGAAAAAUGCCUUGUUGUAUAGCGAGCGGGUGUUUCAACCGCACCCAUCCACCGAGUGAAUGGGGAUACUUUUCCUCUCCCGAUCUACUGAGUUUACCCCCUUGUCCAAGGUGGGACCUUGUGCCCGUCCCUAUAUUAUACGUCCAUGGUUUAUACCGUGCGCACCAAACAAUUUGGUCCGCCAUUUGGUGCUUGGUAGCGUAUCAAGUAUGCGGUGUAUACAUGGCUAAUAAAAGCGGUAGCUGACAUUACUAGAUAGCGCUCAGCGAACGCUCAAUCUUCCGUAUAAGCUCUAUGGAUAGUCAGUGGUAAUCUGGCCACCGUUGAUUUCAAUCAGUGAUUUAAUCAAGUCUAUUGAUCAUAGUUCUUCUAUAAUGAAGCCUACCGUUGUGGCAGACGAAAUGUUUCCGGAAGGUGCUGGACCCUACAUGGACCUUGAAGAGGCUGGUGGUUCUAGCGGAUUGCUGAUGGAUCUUGCUGCUAAUGAAAAAGCAGUACAUUCCGACUUCUUUAAUGAAUUUGACGAUCUCUACGACGAUGAGGACCUUAAUUAAUAGGAGUUAUAACAGAUCAUCCCCAUACACAUAUUCUUUGACUUGUACACAAUCAAUAUGGACCAUAAGUUCACAAAUGGGGAUGUAACUGAUGAAUAAACCAUUGUUUUCGUAUGAA
Athalia rosae (coleseed sawfly) is the source of this 743-nucleotide messenger RNA. RefSeq names its product COP9 signalosome complex subunit 9. Bases 446 to 625 code for a protein of 59 amino acids. Lineage: Eukaryota; Metazoa; Arthropoda; Insecta; Hymenoptera; Athaliidae. The record is from RefSeq and is a predicted model, not a curated record. Gene Ontology annotation, biological process: negative regulation of protein neddylation. The transcript is spliced from 3 exons.